Messenger RNA from Oncorhynchus gorbuscha (pink salmon), 5204 nucleotides. RefSeq names its product glutamate receptor 3-like. The record is from RefSeq and is a predicted model, not a curated record. Lineage: Eukaryota; Metazoa; Chordata; Actinopteri; Salmoniformes; Salmonidae. Gene Ontology annotation, biological process: synaptic transmission, glutamatergic; modulation of chemical synaptic transmission; monoatomic ion transport. The transcript has 16 exons. Gene Ontology annotation, cellular component: dendritic spine; plasma membrane; postsynaptic membrane. Gene Ontology annotation, molecular function: transmitter-gated monoatomic ion channel activity involved in regulation of postsynaptic membrane potential; AMPA glutamate receptor activity. Bases 377 to 3031 code for a protein of 884 amino acids.
CGAGCGUGGCACUUGUCUUGCAGUCAGUCUUACUAGUGGAACCGAGCUGGGCUAGCGAAACCCAGUAACGUUGUCCGGUACACACAGAAGGAGGGAAGCUUUUUGAUUCAACGUCAGAUAACAUUUGAUCCAAAUCGCCAAAGGCCCAAUCGGAAAAGCUUGUUUUCUUAAUCAGAUCGGCUUGUUUCUCCACCACCAUCUUUCUCCCUCUCCCUCGCAGUUGCAGAAAAUUGCUCCGCAGCCUUGUAAGCAAUUGGUGCACUGUGAGCGACCAUCAUAAAUCUGGAGGAUUUUCAGCGUCCGCGGGUUUGCUUCUGAAUUUGCUUAGGCAGGCUCUUUUAAGGAGUUGAGUACGCAGGUUGGAUAAAUUGAUAAAAUGGCACAAAAAUGCGUCUUAUUUUUAUUGUGGCUUUCGGGCAGAUCACUCGCGGGAUUUCCCAAUCAGAUUAAUAUAGGUGGUCUGUUCAUGCGGUCCACUGUGCAGGAGCACAGUGCGUUUAGGUUCGCUGUUCAGCUCUACAACACCAACCAGAACACUACGGAGAAACCCUUCCAUCUCAACUACAACGUAGACAACCUCGAGUCGUCCAACAGCUUCUCAGUCACCCAUGCAUUCUGCUCUCAGUUCUCCCGAGGGGUCUAUGCCAUCUUCGGCUUCUACGAUAAAAAGUCUAUGAACACCCUGACGUCAUUCUGUGGUGCGCUGCAUACCUCCUUCGUCACGCCCAGUUACCCCACCGACAACGAGGUGCAGUUUGUCAUCCAGAUGAGACCUGCACUGCGUGGGGCCGUCCUCAGCCUGCUGUCACACUACAAGUGGCAAAAGUUUGUCUACCUCUACGACACUGACAGAGGUUUCUCUAUCCUUCAGGCCAUCAUGGAGUCAGCGGUGACCAACAAUUGGCAGGUGACGGCUCGGUCUGUGGGGAGCAUCACGGACGCAGCAGAGUUGAAACGGAUCAUCGAGGAGAUGGACAGGAGGCAGGAGAAACGCUACAUCAUCGACUGUGAGGUGGACAGGAUCAACACUAUCCUAGGACAGGUGGUCUCUCUGGGGAAGAACGCCCGUGGAUACCACUACAUCCUGUCUAACCUGGGUUUCUCCAAUGUGAGCUUGGACAAGGUCUUCCAAGGCGGGGCCAACAUAUCAGGCUUCCAGAUAGUGAGCCCUGAGAACUCCAUCGUUCAGCAGUUCCUACAGCGCUGGGAAAGACUGGAUGAAAGGGAAUUCCCAGAGGCCAAGAACACUCCGCUCAAGUACACGUCAGCUCUGACCCACGACGCCAUCCUGGUGAUCGCAGAGGCCUUCCGGUACCUGCGGCGCCAACGGGUAGACGUGUCACGCCGAGGAGGCGCAGGAGACUGUCUGGCCAACCCUGCCGUACCAUGGAGCCAGGGCAUCGACAUUGAGAGAGCUCUCAAAAUGGUCCAGGUUCAGGGGAUGACGGGGAACAUCCAGUUUGACAGCUAUGGCCGGAGGUCCAACUACACUAUAGACGUCUAUGAGAUGAGAACAGGGGGGCCCAAAAAGAUUGGCUACUGGAACGAGUACCAGCGAUUAGUAAAUGUGUUAGAACAACAGGUGGUCGCCAACGAGUCUUCUUCUGUGGAAAACCGAACGAUUGUGGUCACUACUAUUAUGGAAGCCCCUUAUGUGAUGUACAAGAAACACCAGAUGAAUCUGGAGGGGAAUGACAGAUAUGAAGGCUACUGUGUCGAUUUAGCUGCCGAAAUUGCAAAACAUGUGGGGAUAAGAUACAAACUGUCAGUAGUAGCAGACGGGAAGUACGGUGCGCGGGAUCCAGACACCAAGACGUGGAACGGGAUGGUGGGGGAACUGGUAUAUGGGAGAGCAGAUAUAGCUGUGGCACCUCUCACCAUAACCCUGGUUCGUGAGGAAGUGAUCGACUUCUCCAAGCCCUUCAUGUCUCUGGGCAUCUCCAUUAUGAUCAAGAAGCCCCAGAAGUCUAAACCAGGUGUCUUCUCCUUCCUGGACCCGCUGGCCUAUGAGAUAUGGAUGUGUAUCGUGUUCGCCUACAUCGGUGUGAGUGUGGUCCUGUUCCUGGUCAGCCGCUUCAGCCCCUAUGAGUGGAACCUGGAUGAACAGGAUGAGACCAAAGACCCCCAGACACCUCCAGAUCCUCCCAACGACUUUGGCAUCUUCAACUCUCUGUGGUUCUCUCUGGGAGCCUUCAUGCAGCAAGGAUGUGAGAUAUCACCCAGGUCCCUAUCAGGGAGAAUAGUAGGGGGCGUGUGGUGGUUUUUCACUCUCAUCAUCAUCUCGUCCUACACGGCCAACUUGGCUGCUUUCCUCACCGUGGAGAGGAUGGUGUCCCCCAUAGAGAGUGCUGAGGACCUGGCUAAACAGACUGAGAUCGCCUACGGAACUCUGGAUGCUGGUUCCACCAAGGAGUUCUUCAGGCGAUCCAAAAUAGCAGUCUAUGAGAAAAUGUGGUCAUACAUGAAAUCGGCCGAACCGUCAGUGUUUGUCAAGACCACGCCAGACGGGGUGGCCCGGGUACGAAAGUCCAAGGGCAAGUUUGCUUUCCUCCUGGAGUCCACCAUGAACGAGUACAUAGAGCAGAGGAAACCCUGUGACACCAUGAAAGUGGGCGGAAACCUCGACUCUAAAGGAUACGGUGUGGCCACGCCCAAAGGCUCAGCAUUAAGAAAUGCUGUUAACCUGGCAGUGUUAAAACUGAAUGAGCAGGGCCUGUUGGACAAAUUGAAAAACAAAUGGUGGUACGACAAGGGAGAGUGCGGCAGCGGAGGAGGUGACUCCAAGGACAAGACAAGUGCUCUCAGCCUGAGCAAUGUGGCUGGAGUCUUCUAUAUUCUGGUUGGAGGGCUGGGGCUGGCCAUGAUGGUGGCACUGAUUGAGUUCUGUUACAAAUCGCGUGCAGAAACCAAACGGCUCAAACUAGCAAAAAAUGCUGAGAAAUUUAAGCCAGUUCCACCGACCAACCCCCAGAACUUUGCCACUUACAGAGAAGGCUACAACGUGUAUGGGACAGAGAGCGUGAAGAUCUAAGGGUAUCGGGCGCUUCAGCUAGACCAGGUACACGAUCCCUUACGAACGACUGUGACUAUUGACCCUAUGAUGAAACAACAUGAUCAAGUCAGGAUGGGGGUUUCCUCAACUGCAGCUAAAUCCUCUCCUGGCGGAAAAUGGCGACGAUAAUCUGCAAUGGCGACACGACAGGACUGGUGACGUGAAGAACUCAAGCGGUUUCCUCCAGUGCCUUACGUAUGGAACAGUCACAGACUCGCAGGGUUACUUAGAACAAUGCAUUUCAUCACAGCGGUAUUGCGUUUGGCUUGAACUCACAAACACACAAACAAACAAACAGAAAGACAGGAUCGAUACUGUAAUCUGUUUUAAGGAACUUCAUUUGAGAUGCUAAAGACAAAAGAGAGAUACCUAAAGCCAUCACUUGCACCCCGAGCACAUUUCCAAGUGCCGGACAGAAGAUGAAUACGAUAUGACAGAUGAUAAAUUGUUUUUUCUGCAAAGGGAAUUUGAUCAGAUUAUCCUAAUUCUUCUUGCAGGCUGUGUUUUUACUGGUUAAAUGUGUUUUAAAAUAUGUUUAUUAUAGACACGGAUUAUUAGAAGAUAGCUUGUUAUUUUCCUGUGACCUUGGAAUUGUUUUGAAAGACACAUUUGAAUCUUAUUGGAAUCAAUUGGUUAAAUAUGCCAUAGCCAAAAUAAUAUUGUAUUGUUGUUGUCCUCAACUAUGGUGCUUUUGAAGUGUCAGAGACAGACUCCGAGAGAAGGCGUUGGUAGCUAGUAAACUGCGCAUCGCAAAUGGAACCCUAUCACCUAUAUAGUGCAUUACUUCUGUGCAGAGCCCCCACUCAAAAGUGCACUAUAUAUUGACUAGGGGGCCACUCUGGACACACACACACAGGGACUCAAGAAAGAGAUGAAUGUGAGAUGCAGCAUUUGGCUUUACACAACUUAAAGCCAUCUCACAAUACCAAUAUACUGCCAUCAGAUUCAGAUGUGUUUUUUUAAAGAACGCAGAGGACUGUCUGAGCACGUUUCAUAGUUCAGAAACUCUCCCAGUGUGUUUUAUGGUGUGUAUAAUAUGAAGAGAAAACUCACUCACACAGUGUCGCUCCAAAAUAGCCUGUUUUUUUAGUCUUCAUUUUGAAAGAACACCUGCUUAUAGCUGGAUUUUCAUGUAACCUAAAAUCAUUCAAAUCUUCUGUACAAUAGAUUAAAACUGAACCAAAAGGGACAUCGGAAAAGUAGAUGAACUGCAAUCCAAACAGUAUUGGCUUCUCAACAGUAGUAUUAUGGAUGACCUUGGUAUUUUGCUAAACAAUUACACAUUUUACAAUAAGCUGCGCGGUUUGAUGAUAUGCUUUCAGUUUUCAUUUCAUUUUAUGAGCAUUGUAGUGUUUGGUGAAUUUACUUAGUAAAUGAAAAAGCUGAAUAAUAUAAAUACAAGGAGAAAAUGGAUUUAUACGACGUACUUACAAGGGGAUGUCUUAAAAGAUUAGCACAUUUCCUUUUCAAAAGACUGUGAUUCCAUAGUAUUUAGGAAGAAAACUAAUCACCUAAAACCGUGAAAAGAUAGAUUUACACACACACACACACACACACAAAAAAAAUAUUUAAAAAAAGGGAAGGCAGGAAUAAGGAAAUAAACAAUUCUAAAGAAAGAGAGGUGUACAUUGCUUGAAAGUAGAUGUAUUUAUUAAGGACUGAUGGGUUUCCUUAUUUUUGUAAGAAAUUGCAUGUAAACUCCCUAACGACAUAUCACAGCUCCUCUAACUUACAUCCGAUUCUACGGUGGAAAUACAGCCACGGGUCAUCGUUAGCGAGACCGUUUCUUUGGUUUUGUAAGUUCACUUAACACGGAGAAAAUGGUCAAACAUCUUAGUGACUACUACAAAAAGAGUCAGAAUCUGCAUGUGUGUGUAUCGUUUACUGAUCUUCGUUAGUGAGGAGCUGUACAGAGAAUUUUAAUACAUUUAGUAAAUAAACCUGUAUAGAAAAUGACGUGUUUGUGUGCUAGUAAUCUCAUGAACUUGUUAAACCGCAUGGUGAAGUUUAUUCAAAUAAACGCACACACAAACACACAGCAAUGAUAUUGUCAUCACUCCAAGAAUGUGUACGCUCCACAUCUGUCCUCUCAUCUGAACGGAAAUGGCCUGUUUUGUAACACACUGUACAAGCCACAUGUCAACUAUAUAAU